UGACUACGUUCGGCAGAGCUUCUCUCAUAAGGAAGUGUAGUUACGCCUAGAUAGAUAUUGCGAUCCAAUAAUUACAUUCGUAAAGGAAGAUGACUGCUCCCCCCAUGGGUAGCAGACCUGCCCUGAAACAGCUGGACGAGGCUCCGAGAGAGAUGAUGUACACGCUGAUCGGAAUCGCCGUAGUUGGUGUUGCUGGAAAUACAUACGCGGGAGUCGUGUGGUCGUCCGACAAGGAAAAGGCGUCGACGUCGUUGUACCUGACGGUUCUGUCGUGCUGCGACAGCGUGUUCCUGCUGUCAAAGACUGUCGGGCUGCUGUUGAUGUUGACCACAGGCGUGGAGUCUUCGCUACAGGAUCACGGACGCAUCCUCGUUGGCGUCAUGUCCGUAACGAAAUUCACGGUGUACGGGACAGCGUUCCUUACCGUCAUCGUGACGGUAAACAGGUGCGUUGCGCUGUUCAAACCGAUCAGGUACGUGAGCCUGUGUUCGAGAAAAACAGCUAAAAUCUUGCUGACCGUGGUGCUGUUCUCGUGCUGUUUACUCACGCUCCCAGAGGUCUGGAAGGACGUGGAAGCAACCAGUGUGCUCGUCAACCAGGACGACGCUUCAAGAUGGAAUUCGUACCAGCAUCUCGACACUGUGUGCUUCGUUCUCGAGAGUCUCAUCAUAUACACUGUGCCCGCUGUUCUGGUUCUGGUUUUAAACAUCGUCAUGUUCGUUGCGCAGAAGUCCCAUAUUGCGGUGUACCAGUCUAGCGGAUUGAGGGCGACACGGAGGAAAAAGCCAAUAGACUCCAUCGUGGCUCUAGGCUUGAUGUAUCUCGUCUGCGUCAUCGUCAGCUACACUUUUCUGAACAUAACUUCUGGGAGACUUAAGUACUUCAUCCACUUUGAUACCCUCUCUCUGAGCGGGGAUGUCGGUCAGUAUGUUAAUGCGAGCGGUAAGAUCGUGUUCUACUGCGCAAUCAGUGAAAAGUUUACUGCGCUCAGGAAGUCAUUCGCUUGCAAGACCCGCAGCGGGAAAUCAAAAGCGAUAGACGUAAAUGACUACUACGUGACGGUACCAUGGUGGCUGGCGCCCACAGAGUCUGAGAUUCAUGAAGCUAAUUCGACUUCUAUUUCAUAAAGAAUGGUGUUCAUUUGUAACAUAAAAUUACCACCAACACCCCUAAAGAAGUAAAUAAAAGAAAUCACACACAUAAAACAAGCUACUUUCAUAAAACAUGAAAGUCGUUAGUAAUGCUGUGCUUUAAUUAUUUCACCUAAAAAUUUACCUAGGAACCCAAAAUUGUGUUUGUAUGUGAACUAGGGGGGGGGGGACAUAUUUGCCAUUUUGAAUUUUAAUAUGGCUGCGAUUUGUAACUUAAGAUGGUUGCCAUGAUUGGAUGAUGAACAAUUUCAACAUUGAAUUGAUGGAUUCCAAAAAUUAUGUUUCUGUUUAUCUGGAGUUGAAAUAUAUAUGUAAACAUUAUAUUAAAAUUGUAGUCAUUUUGAAUUUCAAGAUGGCUGCCAUGAUCAAGCAACACAUUUUUUAAAAGUUAAUUCACUGAGCUCAUAAAUGUAAACAUAAUUUCAAGAUUGCUGCCAUGAAUGGAUAUAUAAAACUAUUGCUACCUGUA
Messenger RNA from Gigantopelta aegis, 1620 nucleotides. RefSeq names its product FMRFamide receptor-like. The transcript is spliced from 2 exons. Gene Ontology annotation, cellular component: plasma membrane. Gene Ontology annotation, biological process: G protein-coupled receptor signaling pathway. Bases 90 to 1127 code for a protein of 345 amino acids. The record is from RefSeq and is a predicted model, not a curated record. Lineage: Eukaryota; Metazoa; Mollusca; Gastropoda; Neomphalida; Peltospiridae. Gene Ontology annotation, molecular function: G protein-coupled receptor activity.